Xyrauchen texanus (razorback sucker) is the source of this 3862-nucleotide messenger RNA. It is a transcript of the gene nlrc3, whose product is annotated as NLR family, CARD domain containing 3. The record is from RefSeq and is a predicted model, not a curated record. The transcript has 19 exons. Gene Ontology annotation, molecular function: protein binding. Lineage: Eukaryota; Metazoa; Chordata; Actinopteri; Cypriniformes; Catostomidae. The coding region runs from base 244 to 3690 and encodes 1148 amino acids.
CAGAGUGAGACAGAGAGACACUCAAACAGAGAAAGUGUAGAAUAGAGGAUGGAGUCUGUGUGAACGAGGGUACAGAGUAUCUGAAGGUAUAACUUCCUGUAGUCAAGAAGUUGCCCUUCAUACAUGCAUGGUCCUGGUCCUGUGAUUGGACAAUUCAACUCUAAAGCCGAAUCAAUUGAAAAUGAAUCCAACGACUGAAUUGCGCUGAGGACACCUGGACACACUUUCCCAGCACAUUCUGGGAUGGAGAGACACUCUCAAAUUCCAUGGCAGGAGUGCCGCUACCUGGAUCUGAAGUCCAAUGCAAAAAAACAAGAGACUAACAAAAGGAUGGAGGAUCCCAGUUGGUUAUGCAAGCACAAGACAUUGCUGCAAAGGUUUUUGUCUACCUCCAUCUUAGUGAAUGUGGUCCAUCACAUGAGAAAAACAGACAAACUCAGCGCACAAGAGGCGGGGCUUAUCCAGGAAAUGGGCUCUUUGAGGGAUAAAGUGCAUUCAUUGGUCGAGUUCCUAUCUGUCACGGAUCCUCAAGGCGCCAUCCUUCAGUCAUACCUUCGAAAGUCUCACCCUAUCGAGUAUAACCUCAUAACCGUACAUGACUCUGUGGUUCAUCAGCAUAAAGAUGCUCUCCUUCAGCGACUUAAAGUAGAAAAUGAAAAUUCUUCGUACCAAGGCAUUGGUAGCUCAUAUAGCUCUACGCUCCUACUCAUAGAGAGUGUUUCUGACCUCCAACAACGAGAGCAUGACCUCAUACAAGUGUCAGUAAACAGAGGGGCGGGACCUCUUCACGGUCGAGCGCUGGGAUUGGACAAAUUGAUUGCACCUUUGACGAGGGUUAGCACCGCCCCACGAGUGACAUUGACAGUAGGCGUGGCUGGUAGCGGGAAGAGCCGAUUGGUCCGCCGUUUUAUCCGCAUUUGGAGCGGCGGGCAGAUCUAUCCAGACCUGAGUCUCGUAAUCCCUAUCCCUUGCUGGGAGUUGAGCAGUUUCGAUCGCUUAUCUGUUGAGCGCAUGCUGCGAUUGUUUGUUCCAUACGAUAACAUGGAUGUAAUUGUUUUUAACGAAGCCUGCAAAGUUCUACUCAUCUUUGACGGAUUGGAAGAAUUCCGUCAGCCUCUUGAUUUCGCAGAUGCACCGCCCACUAGCGACCCUCGGCGGGAAAUUCCCAUUUCGGACCUCAUUACAAAUAUUGUUCGUGGUAACCUCUUGCCAGGGGCAACGCUUUGGCUUUUGUCAAGGCCUGGCAUUGGGGCGAAAGUGCCGGCAGGACUGGUCGAUCGUGUAACGGAAGUCUCGCCUCUAUCGCAAACGCAAAUAAAGGAUUAUGUUAAUCAUUGUAUUACUAACACACUGGAUGUGUACUCUUUACCGGAAGAGAACUCAAAAUCAGGAACAUCAAGUCUUAGCGAUUCUCACACCUACAUACCCGAUGAUGUCUCCUUCCAGGUGUGGACAUACCUGAAUUCCCAGAAACCAUUGCUCAUUUUAUGUACCGUGCCCGCUAUCUGCCAUAUUAUCGUAACAACUCUUUCUCGGCUUCAGAAGGGGGAAACAGAUGCAGCUUCCCUUCCUAGGACCCUAACAGAGGUCUACGCCCACUUCUGUUGGCCACACAUCUCCAUUCCUGAUUCGGGAUCCAGUGGUAGUAUCAGAAAGCCCCUGAGUACGUUGGGUCGUUUGGCGUUCUAUAGUGUGUUACGUCGAAGCCAUACGUUCAGUGAGACUGAAUUGCGAACUUACGGGUUUGAUGUACCACCUCAGGUAGGGACUUUUGGCUAUCGAAUCCUCCGGCGUAAGCGAAGCUGGUCGUCCGAUAAUGUGGCGUGGCAGUUCAAGCACACUUCCAUGCAGGAAUUCCUGGGAGCGUUGUUUUACUACGUUUCUUCGAGGCGUGGAAUGUUUGAUCUGUUCUCGGAAAGUGCCGUCUCCUGGCCACGUAUUGGUUUCCAUAGCCACUACCGUGCUGCACUGCAGAAAACCAAUCAGUCAGAUGUCGCAGCCCAAGGCAACCUCGACCUUUUCAUGCGAUUUCUGUCUGGACUGUUGUCGCCAACGACAAGUGCUUUGCUGGGUGGUCCGCUGGGUGUUGGACGAGAGGAGCAGUUGACCCAGCGCACAAUGGCGACAAGCUUGCUUCAGAAUGCAGUGACCGCGUCAGGAGGCGACGCCGUCAGCAUGCGCAGUGUCACCAUGGUUAUGUGUCUGGCAGAGCUGCAGCAGGGGGAGUGGCUAAGGUCAGUGGAGGAGGAUCUACUUAACUGCGACCUGCGGGGAAAGUUAAAAGGUGGACUUUGUUCUGUGCUUGCAUACUUGUUGCAGGUUUCAGAUGCAUGUACUGACGAGGUGCAACUGUCCAAUUGCCUAGACUCCUCCUCCCUGAAAAGGCUCCUCCCACAGCUCCUGUACUGUAGUAAGCUAAGAAUGGAAAACAAUGAAUUUAAGGAAGGUGCAAUGGAAUUAUUGGGAAGUUUGCUGAGCGCCAAAGAGUGUCAUAUUCAGACCCUCAGUCUAGCUGAGAACUCAAUAAGCAGUAAAGGAGUCAAACCACUCAGUCGAGCUCUUCUUGUCAACAGAACCCUCACAACUCUCGAUCUCCGUGGUAACAACAUCGGUGCCAAGGGAGCAAAGACAUUGUGCGAGGCCCUAAAAAUGAACCAGGUCCUUGUCACAGUCAAUCUGCAGAGUAAUCAAAUUGAGGAUGAUGGUGCCCGUGCGCUGGCCGAGGUUCUUCAGUCAAACCGAAAGCUCACCACAUUGAAUAUUCAGAAGAACAACAUCGGACCAGACGGAGUGAAAAAAAUAGCAGAUGCGCUCAAGAAGAAUCAAACUCUACAGGACCUAAAUGUUUCCAGCAAUCAUUUAGGUGAUUUUGGGACAGUGGCUCUGGCUCAAGCUCUUAUGGACAACCACACAGUCCACACACUCAGUCUUCAAAGUAACUCUGUUAGCGACAGAGGAAUUAAAACUCUCUCACAUGCUCUUCAAUCAAACCGAGGACUCAGCAGUCUGAAUCUAAGGGAGAAUUCAAUAGGAGUUGCAGGUGCCAAAGAUAUCGCCAAAGCCUUAAAAGUCAACACCUGUCUCAGAGAACUUGAUCUGACAGCUAAUCUUCUUCAUGACGAGGGGGUGACCGCUAUCGCUGAAGCCAUUAGGGUCAACAGAGCGAUCACUUCAUUACAUCUCCAGUGGAACUUUAUGAAGGCCGGAGCGGCUAAAUCCCUUUCACAGUCUCUCAUGAGCAACACCUGCAUUCAGCUGCUGGAUCUGCAGGAGAACGCUCUGGGUGAUAAUGGUGUCAUUUCACUGGCCAGUGCACUGAAGACAAACUCCUCUCUCAAUGUCCUCUAUCUUCAGGGUGUAUCUGCAGGUAAAGCAGGGGCUGUGGCGCUAGCUGAAGCUCUGGUGGUCAAUGAAACCCUUCAUACACUAGAUCUCCGUGGCAACUCCAUUGGGAUGGAGGGAGCGAAGGCGUUUUCCAGCGCUCUGAAGAUUAACAGGAAUUUGAGAAGUCUCAAUCUACAGGAGAAUUCUCUGGGGAUGGAUGGAGCGAUCUUCAUUGCCACAGCGUUGAGAGGAAACCAUCAGCUCACUUACAUCAAUCUCCAGGGUAAUGGCAUCGGCGAGUCAGGGGCAAAGGUCGUCUCUGAUGCCAUCAAAGCUGGUGCGCCAGAGUGUGUGGUGGAUAUCUAGCAUGCAAGCAUACUCUCAACAAAGCAAACAGUGUAUAAAGUAAAUUAAUGUAUAUAUUUAUUCCCUGUAAUAAUAUAAUUUUAUUUGAUUUGACAGUACUGACAGAGAUAUUACCUUAAUUAAAGACAAUUACAACAAUUUGACUUUCAAUUAAAUUUAUCCGAUUUACAAA